AUGUCGGCGGCCAUCUCUGCCGCGGAGAAAGUGGAUGGCUUCACACGGAAAUCGGUGCGCAAGGCUCAGAGGCAGAAGCGCUCGCAGGGCUCUUCGCAGUUCCGCAGCCAGAGCAGCCAGGUGGAGCUCUCGCCGCUGCCCCAGCUCAAAGAUGCCACCUUCAAUGAACAGCAAGAUCUUUUUUGUCAGAAGUUGCAACAGUGUUGUGUCCUCUUUGACUUCAUGGACUCUGUUUCAGACCUGAAAAGCAAAGAAAUAAAGAGAGCAACACUGAAUGAACUGGUUGAAUAUGUUUCAACGAAUCGUGGAGUGAUUGUUGAAUCAGCUUAUGCUGACAUAGUGAAAAUGAUUAGUUCUAAUAUUUUCAGAACACUUCCACCUAGUGAUAAUCCAGAUUUUGAUCCAGAAGAAGACGAACCAACUCUUGAAGCCUCAUGGCCCCACAUACAGUUGGUGUAUGAAUUCUUCCUGAGGUUUUUGGAGAGCCCGGAUUUUCAGCCCAGCAUUGCAAAGCGGUAUAUUGACCAGAAGUUUGUACAGCAGUUGUUGGAGCUCUUUGAUAGUGAAGACCCACGAGAACGUGAUUUCCUAAAGACAGUUCUUCAUAGAAUCUAUGGGAAGUUCCUUGGUUUAAGAGCAUUCAUCAGGAAGCAGAUCAACAACAUUUUCCUCAGGUUUAUCUAUGAAACAGAGCACUUCAAUGGUGUUGCUGAACUUCUUGAGAUACUAGGAAGUAUUAUCAAUGGCUUUGCACUGCCACUGAAAGCAGAACACAAACAGUUCCUUAUGAAAGUUCUGAUUCCCAUGCAUACUGCAAAGGGAUUAGCUUUGUUUCAUGCACAGCUCGCCUAUUGUGUUGUACAGUUCCUGGAAAAAGAUACAACUUUAACAGAGCCUGUAAUCAGAGGACUGCUCAAAUUUUGGCCAAAAACGUGCAGUCAGAAAGAGGUCAUGUUUUUAGGUGAAAUUGAAGAAAUCUUAGAUGUAAUAGAACCGACACAGUUCAAAAAAAUAGAAGAGCCUUUAUUUAAGCAAAUAUCCAAGUGUGUGUCAAGUUCCCAUUUUCAGGUUGCUGAAAGAGCUUUGUACUUCUGGAAUAAUGAAUAUAUCCUUAGCCUGAUCGAGGAGAACAUUGAUAAAAUUCUACCCAUUAUGUUUGGCAGUUUGUACAAGAUUUCCAAAGAACACUGGAAUCCAACCAUUGUGGCACUGGUGUACAACGUGCUGAAAACCCUGAUGGAAAUGAAUGGCAAGCUUUUCGAUGAACUUACAAGCUCAUACAAGGCAGAAAGACAAAGAGAGAAAAAGAAAGAGUUGGAACGUGAAGAGCUGUGGAGAAAGCUGGAGGAGUUAAAGCUGAAGAAGGCGAUGGCAGAGAAGCAGAACAGCACCCACACCGUGCUCAACGCACACAGCACAAGUGCCAAGUAACAGCCGAGCGCCCCUGCUCGGCAGACACACACUUUUUGUACCCUUUUGAAAUACGUAAGGAUUUGCAAGAGGAACCUCAUCAGAGUAACAGCA
Nestor notabilis (Kea) is the source of this 1524-nucleotide messenger RNA. It is a transcript of the gene PPP2R5A, whose product is annotated as protein phosphatase 2, regulatory subunit B', alpha. The record is from RefSeq and is a predicted model, not a curated record. Lineage: Eukaryota; Metazoa; Chordata; Aves; Psittaciformes; Psittacidae. Gene Ontology annotation, molecular function: protein phosphatase activator activity. The coding region runs from base 1 to 1431 and encodes 476 amino acids. Gene Ontology annotation, cellular component: nucleus; protein phosphatase type 2A complex; cytosol. Gene Ontology annotation, biological process: signal transduction; protein dephosphorylation. The transcript has 13 exons.